AUGGCUGGCAAAGGAUAUUUUUACCUACAUUUAUUUGGAGAAGUCGCUGGCCGAAGUGGCAUCUAUGGCCUAGAUGAUGUUCCGAAAGAUCAAAUGCCGGAUAAGUUUUGGGUGGAAUUCCCAAAAUGCGAACCGUUGCACUUAAAAACCCUAACGGCUUCUCAGGUGAGCGAAAAGUUCAUCGAUUAUGCUGUCAGCAAAGGUACCGAAACAGAAAAGUGCAGUGUAAAGGAAGCCCCGUACAAAUACCGGUGUGGCAGUCAGGAGCGUCCGCCGUCCGGACUGUCCGGCCGGACAGUCCCGCCUAGUCAGGACCGUCCGGUCGGACAUUCCUGCCGCCGUCAGGACUGUCCGGGCCCCAGUCAGGAGCAUCCGGCCCCCAGUCAGGAGCGUCUGGUCCCCAGUCAGGGAUGUCCGGGACGCUCCCGCCUGGGGGCCGGACACUCCCGACCGGGGGUCGGAUGCUCCCAACUAGGUGAGAGUGUCCGGCCGGACGCUCCUGCCUACCCGGACGCUCCCGACUCCUACACCGUUGGAAAAAAAGAGGGCGUUGUGAUACGGUUUUCCUUGUUUUCGUUCUGUUGUGCCAUUCCCCACCUCGUCGACAGUCGGGCCGUUUUCCGGCAGUCGAGUGUUUUCUUUCAGAGUCACAAAUCGUCGGGAAAAGAGGUUGUUUUGACUAAACUUGGAGCUUGGGGCUUCCAGUUGGAAUCAGUCGUCUCGGUCUCGAGUCAGGAAGUUCCUAAGCUCACAACAGAGGGUUGUUUCGGCCUGAACGCUGUUGCGCCGAGUCAACGCCCCAUUUUCUGCUGGAUUCUGUGCCGACAACCUCGUUCAGUUCAAGUUGAAUGCGGGAAGAAUCGGCAGAGGCCAUCAGCAGUGAUGGAAGCACACGAUCUUUCGGCAGUGUGUGCUGACAAUGUGUCGCGAAUGCAGCCUUAGGAAUUACAUCAUGUUUAGAUAUGACGGAAGGAAAAGCCAUGAAAGCAGUCGUUCCCGUUUCUUUCCACUUCCGUCGAAACUUUCCCAUUGAAUCUAAAUGUGUAUGAUCCCGUCACAUGUUUCGAAAGUCCCCUUUGUCAGAGUAAAGAAAUAUUCCAUGGGC
Notodromas monacha is the source of this 1105-nucleotide messenger RNA. The record is from the annotation of a GenBank genome assembly. Lineage: Eukaryota; Metazoa; Arthropoda; Ostracoda; Podocopida; Cyprididae.